Molecule: messenger RNA, 3767 nt
Organism: Nestor notabilis (Kea)
Lineage: Eukaryota; Metazoa; Chordata; Aves; Psittaciformes; Psittacidae
Gene: FHOD3
Product: formin homology 2 domain containing 3
Exons: 15
Biological process (GO): actin filament network formation; sarcomere organization; cortical actin cytoskeleton organization
Cellular component (GO): cytoskeleton; cytoplasm
Molecular function (GO): actin filament binding
Source: RefSeq, a predicted model, not a curated record
GCCAGCUUUGGGUGGUCUUCUUACAUCAUCUUUUCGGCUGCACCAGGAGUCCUUGGCAGCAGAAAGAGAAAGGCGACGGAAGGAGAGAGAAGAAAGGUUGCAAAGGAUAGAACGUGAAGAAAGAAACAAAUUCAACCGCGAUUAUUUAGACAAAAGAGAAGAACUAAGACAAGCAAGAGAAGAGAGAUACAAAUACUUGGAGAGGUUGGCAGCAGAGGAGUAUGAGAAGGAGCUGAAGAGUCGGAGUGUAAGCCGAGGCAGAAGCGAGCUGUCCUUGAACCUGAGAUCUCCUUCAGCCCCAUCCUCACCUGCCCCGUCCUCACCUGUACCCAAGUGCGUCAGUCCAGCAUCCAUAGAGUCCCAGGAAGAGCUGAAGACCCCUUCCACCCCUUGUGGGACUCCUCAGCCUUCAGAAGUGAGUGCCAGUGAACCUGAACCAGAGACAGAGACAGAACCAGAACCAGAACAGGAGGCUGAGGCCAAGCAGGGAACGGAGACAUCCAAGGAAAUAGAGGCUACAGAGGUGGGACCAGAGAGUGAGGUGGAGCAAGGACCAGAAAGAGAGCCAGAAGAAAGUGCAAUACUCAGUGAAAAAGAGAGGCAGAAUGAGGAAGUGAAUGAAAAAGACAACUGCUCUGCAUCCAGUAUAUCCUCAGCAAGCAGCACUUUAGAGAGGGAAGAGAGAGAGGACAAGUUAACCAGUGACAAUGAAACUGGUCCAUGGUCACAGACCAUUCAGGAUGCUGGUGUGAAUGAACAGUGCAGCAACAUCCUCAACAACAAGCGGUUUAUGCUGGACAUGUUGUAUGCGCAUAACAAAAAACCCAAGGAUGAAGAGGAGAAGGAGCUGGAGGCGAAGGAGGAAAAGAAGGAGACGGAGGAAAGUGAGGAGUCACUCACUAGCCUAGCCAGUAGGAUCUCUAUCCUUCAGGCCACGAAGCAGGCCAAAGACGAAAGUGUCAAAAAGAUGGAGAUUGGAAAUCUGGACAACCAAGGCAGCGUGAAAGCCUUUGCAGAAAAAUUCAACAGUGGUGAGCUGGCCAAGGGGACAGCUGUGCCUGAAGAUGAAAUCAGUGAACAGGUCCCUGAGAAAACUCCAGCACAGCCAAAGAAGGAAUCUGACUACAUCUGGGAUCAGCUCAUGGCUAAUCCUAGAGAACUUAAAAUCAAAGACAUGGAUUUUACAGACUUGGGGGAGGAGGAUGAUGUAGAUGUGUUGGACAUGGAUAUGGGUCCUGGGGACUCCCUUGUUCCCCCUCCUCCACCUCCACCUUCCUUUCUGGGUUUGCCUCCUCCACCACCUCCCCCGCUGUUUGGAUGUCCGCCUCCACCUCCACCCUCUGCUAAUUUAUUGGCUCCUCCUCCGCUGUUCAGCACUCCUCAGGGUUUAGGGUCACCCCAGGUUUCCAGGGGUCAGCCAGCAUUUAUAAAGAAGAAGAAAACCAUCCGUCUGUUUUGGAACGAGGUACGGCCAUUUGAGUGGCAGUGUAAAAACAACAAACGCUGCAGAGAAUUCCUGUGGUCGAAACUGGAACCCAUUAAGGUGGACACUUCCAAACUGGAGCAUCUCUUUGAGUCUAAAUCCAAGGAACUGCCUGUCACCAAGAAAACUGCUGCAGAUGGAAAGCGACAGGAGAUCAUUGUAUUGGACUCAAAACGAAGUAAUGCUAUUAAUAUUGGCUUGACUGUGUUGCCCCCUCCCCGCACUAUCAAGACUGCUAUUUUGAACUUUGACGAAUAUGCCUUAAACAAGGAAGGAAUAGAGAAAAUACUGACCAUGAUCCCAACCGAGGAGGAGAAGCAAAAGAUCCAGGAGGCACAGCUGGCAAACCCCGAUGUGCCCCUGGGCAGCGCUGAGCAAUUCCUUCUCACCCUCUCCUCCAUCAGCGAACUCUCCGCCAGGCUCCAGCUCUGGGCUUUCAAGAUGGACUAUGAGAUAGUGGAAAAGGAAGUUGCAGAACCACUUCUAGACCUGAAGGAAGGAAUGGACCAGCUGGAGCACAAUAAAACUUUGGGAUUUAUCCUUUCUACUCUCCUAGCCAUUGGCAACUUUUUGAAUGGAACCAACGCCAAAGCUUUUGAGUUGAGCUACCUCGAGAAGGUUCCAGAAGUCAAGGACACAGUGCACAAGCAGUCCCUCCUGCACCAUGUCUGCACUAUGGUGGUGGAAAAGUUUCCAGACAGUACUGAUCUUUAUUCAGAGAUCGGGGCCAUUACUAGGUCAGCCAAGGUUGACUUUGAACAACUCCAGGAAAACUUGUGUCAGAUGGAAAGGCGGUGCAAAGCAUCAUGGGAUCACCUGAAGGCUAUAGCAAAGCAUGAAAUGAAGCCAACUCUAAAGCAAAAAAUGUCCGAGUUCCUUAAAGACUGUGCAGAAAGAAUCAUAAUCCUGAAGAUUGUUCAUAGAAGAAUAAUUAACAGGUUUCACUCAUUUUUGUUAUUUAUGGGCCACCCUCCCUAUGCAAUACGUGAAGUCAACAUCAACAAGUUCUGCAAAAUUAUCAGUGAAUUUGCUCUGGAAUACCGCACCACCAGGGAACGAGUUCUGCAGCAAAAACAGAAACGAGCAAACCACAGGGAAAGAAACAAGACCAGAGGGAAAAUGAUAACAGAUACCGAUGAAGAAGAGGAUGCUGAGUCUGGCAAGUUCUCCAGCAGCUCACCCCCCUGCCAGAGCCAGCCCCAGGGGCUGCAGUAUGCUGAAGACGCUGCAGAGCACGAGAACAUGAAGGCCGUGCUGAAGACCUCCUCCAUCAGUGGGGAAAGCACCACGACACUCGGGGUCCGCACUCGAAGCCGGGCCAGCCGAGGCCGUAUUGGUUCGUGGAACGCUGGCAACGACGAUUCACCUAAUGCAACAGAUGAUGCAGCAGACGAGAUCAUGGAUCGCAUUGUGAAGUCUGCCACCCAAGUGCCAAGCCAGCGAGCGGUGCCUAGAGAGAGGAAGCGGUCACGAGCAAAUAGGAAGUCAUUGAGAAGGACACUAAAGAGCGGACUAACACCAGAAGAAGCCAAAGCACUGGGCCUCAUCAGCACCUCUGAGAUGCAGGUUUGACGUCCCGGAGGUGGUGACGGGAAGAGCCGUUCAUCUGAAGCACACAGGCUGACAACUCUUCGGUGUGGCAUUGACCUGCCAGCCUCCUCUGCUGCUCCCAACAUCCCGUCCUCUGUUAGUUCGAUUUUAAUAAGCAACAAGAAGCGAAAUCCCACAGCUGGGGCAGAAGAAGGGUGUGCCGCAGCUCAGCACAACAUCCGGACAGUAACCGAGGAAGCGUUUGAGUGAAAGGUGAAAGAAGGUGAAAGUAUAUGGCGGCUUCUUCUCUUGGUGUGUUGGUGUAGGUAGGAGGGGGCUCCCUCCGAGUUAUCUGUCGUUAUGUGAGCUGUGUUUCCGUUGGCUUACCUUGCUCCCUGUUUUAGUCAUUGUAAAUGUAUGGCAUUUUGUCAAUGCAACAAACAGUCCUUAAAGAGGCAAAAUAAGUCCUAUUACAGCAACCCCAAUUUUCCUGAAGCGGAUUCAUUAAGCAAACAUGCACAGUCUGUGCAACCCUGUGGUUUGUUGGGUUUUUUAUUAUUUUGCCACCAAAGAAUGUAAAAAUGUAUGUGUACCUUUGUAUAUGUACAGAAUGAAUGUGUGGACGUAUAUGUGCGUGUAUCUAUACACAUACAGGCAUGGUGUGAUAUCAUGCUCUUGCUGAAGCUAGCUGGACCAUGAUUUUCACUCUGGGGCCUUACUGUUCCACCUGGACAGGAGGAAAAGAAAGUCUUUU